This is a messenger RNA of Exophiala aquamarina CBS 119918, 939 nucleotides long. RefSeq lists its product as uncharacterized. Lineage: Eukaryota; Fungi; Ascomycota; Eurotiomycetes; Chaetothyriales; Herpotrichiellaceae. The coding region runs from base 1 to 939 and encodes 312 amino acids. The record is from RefSeq and is a predicted model, not a curated record. The transcript has 2 exons.
AUGGCUACCCGAUAUACUCUCUUUCAUACAGCUAUAUGCAGCAUCUUGGCCUUCAACUCUGUCAUCAGAGCACAGCUUCUAGGCUGUGAUGCUGUCGGUUGUCCACAGGUCGAUGGUACAACUUCAUCGUGCCCUAUCGCAAAUGUUACGGCAGAAGCAAUUGGGACCGCCAACAUCACCAGUGCCAUCAGUCUCGAUCCUCUCACAUGGACAGUAGCCUUCUCCAGCAACGUUUCGCCCACAAACUCGUCAGUCGAUAAUCUGGAAAGAAAUCUCUACCUGGGAACGCCCGCUUCACUUGAUCUCGCCAGAGUCGAGGGCGUCAAAGGCUGUGCCUUGGUGUUCAAAGAUGUGGUCAAUCGUCACGAGUACGCCCCAUCUGAAGCUGGCACUUGUCAAGUUCUCCUAGGCAACUCAUGUGCUGCUGAUUUGAUGUCGCAAGCGAACGAAACACUCUCGGAUAUAUUGGCUUCUGACGAUGCGAGUUUCAUCUGCUCAAAGCUAGCCGUCCAACUUCGCGACAACGCACCAUCUAGUUGCAGCCUGACCGACAAUGGAUUUUGGGGAGCGAUUUCAGUACAAGACAUCACUGGAUCGUCACUAGCUGCCCCGGUCAUGGUUGAUCCCACAUGCAAUCCAACAUCCCAUGACGGGUAUAAGGUCCAAUUCGUCGACUCGCAAAGAACCACCACUGUACCUUUCUCCGCUCCAGUAAACUCAUUCGCCUGGGGGGUCACUCCAGUUAUGUCGGUCUUCUACUCAUCAACCUCGACCACGAAGUUCAAGACGCCUGAGCUCCAUUUAAGCUGCUUGAAGCCAGUUGCACAAGACUCCAUCGUCGUGGUACAGGCUGAAAGCACUGCGACCGCGGUCAGCUCUGUGCGACUAUCAUUGAUAGCGAUCAGUGUAUCUAUAAUGAUCGCUCUCUUGUCGGCUUAA